AUGCUUUGCAGAAACCUUCGACAAGCCAUAAAUUUGAGAGCAGUCAAAAAUCUGCAGCCUUUAGGACGGCUUUUGUCUACAUCAUCCAAGCCAGAUGUAAUUACAGAAGAUGGAACUAAGUUGAAAACUUUACAGAAUGGAAUUCGAUUGGCUGUGGAUGAAACACCAUCACACUUCAGUGCCGUUGGAAUGUAUAUUGAUGCUGGAUCUAGGUAUGAAGAUAGAUAUGAAUUGCAAGGAUGUUCGCAUUUGUUGGAUAAACUGGCCUUUAAGUCAACCAAAGAUUUUAGUGAUCGAGAAAUUGCAGCCAAAUUGUGCUCUUUGGGAAACAACGUGAUGUCCACUUCAUCAAGGGAGUCAAUUCUUUACCAGGGAAGUUCGUUUAACCCGGAGGUUGGUAAAUUAUUUCAGGUCAUGAGUGAAAGCAUAUCGAAACCUUUAUUGACUGAAGAUGAGAUCGAGCAGCAAAAGAUUAACACAGAAUAUGAAAUUGGGGAAAUUCAGUUAGACAGUGAGCAAAUUCUUCCUGAGAUUUUGCAGCAAGUUGCGUUUGGAGGAAAGAAUAUCGGAUUCCCAUCAUUUUGUACCGAUGAAGCAUUGAAAAGUAUUAACAGAGAAAAGCUUGUUAGGUAUAGGAACCUCUUCUACAAGCCAAGUAAACUUGUGGUUUCCUUACGUGGUGUUCCAUUUGGCCAAGCUUUGGAAUUAACGGAGAAAGGGUUUGAUGGCUUCAAGGACCAGACUCCAGGUGAAAAGAUAAUUAAAGAUAAAGCUGUUUACACUGGGGGUGAAAAAAGUCUUGCUGUUCCUAAAGAGCUUGCAUAUACUGGACAGGAAUUUCACCAUCUUUAUGUUGGAUUUAAUGGUAUUCCUGUCGAUGAUCCGGAUAUGUACAAGUUGGCUGUUUUGCAAACGCUUAUUGGUAGUGGUUCAUCUUUUUCUGCAGGUGGCCCAGGUAAAGGUAUGUAUGCACGUGCAUACACCAGAGUUUUGAAUCAAUGGGGAUUCGUGGAGAGCUGUAAGGCAUUCAUGACGAAUUUCACCGAUAGCGGACUUUUCGGCAUUUCGAUGAAGUGCAUUCCUAAUGCGGAUAGUGCGGUUGUCGAUUUGCUCGGUAACGAACUCUGUGCAUUAAUGAGUCCAGACGUUUCGAGAGGUGGCAUUUCGGAGAACGAAGUCAGCAGAGCCAAGUCUCAGCUCAAAUCGGCAUUAGUGAUGAACCUAGAAAGUAGUUUGGUCGAGUUGGAGGAUAUGGGAAGACAAAUACAGGUGUUGAAUGAAAAGACAAGCGUCCGGGAGAUGUGCUCUAAAAUUGACAGUGUGACAAGAAAUGAUCUUAUUGAUAUUGCCACAAAAAUAUUCACAGGAUCGAAUCCAACUGUGGUUGUCCAGGGUGACAGAGAGAAGUUUGGUGAUAUUGCGGGCAGAUUGAGAAGCCAUGGUUUGGGAAUGAAUGCACCAAAGUGCAGACCUGCCGAUUACACUAAAUGGACGAAUUGA
This is a messenger RNA of Brettanomyces bruxellensis, 1500 nucleotides long. RefSeq lists its product as uncharacterized. Gene Ontology annotation, molecular function: metal ion binding. NCBI's taxonomy places the organism in Eukaryota, Fungi, Ascomycota, Pichiomycetes, Pichiales, Pichiaceae. The transcript has a single exon. The record is from RefSeq and is a predicted model, not a curated record. Bases 1 to 1500 code for a protein of 499 amino acids. Gene Ontology annotation, cellular component: mitochondrion.